GAGAUUUUGUAUCCCUGUCUCUGUUAUCGAGUCUGGCCUGCACAUCAUCUUGUCACAUCGAGAACAAUGAGGGAAUGUAUUAGCGUCCACGUCGGUCAAGCUGGGGUGCAGAUAGGGAAUGCCUGCUGGGAACUGUACUGUCUGGAACACGGCAUUCAGCCGGAUGGUCAGAUGCCUUCAGACAAAACCAUCGGAGGUGGAGACGACUCGUUCAACACCUUUUUCAGUGAGACAGGUUCCGGAAAACAUGUCCCCAGAGCUGUGUUUGUCGAUCUGGAACCUACAGUAGUCGACGAAGUUCGCACUGGUACCUAUCGGCAACUAUUUCACCCCGAGCAGUUAAUUUCUGGCAAGGAAGAUGCGGCAAAUAACUACGCCCGUGGUCAUUACACGAUCGGCCGGGAACAGGUGGACCUGGUCCUUGACAGGAUUCGCAAACUGGCUGAUCAGUGUACCGGCCUUCAGGGAUUCCUCAUUUUCCACAGCUUCGGAGGAGGCACUGGUUCCGGAUUUACCUCCCUUCUCAUGGAACGUCUUAGUGUGGAUUAUGGGAAGAAGUCCAAGCUGGAGUUCUCGGUGUAUCCGGCGCCACAAGUGGCGACUGCCGUGGUGGAACCUUACAACUCUGUCCUCACUACUCAUACGACACUGGAACAUUCAGACUGCGCCUUCAUGGUCGACAACGAGGCCAUCUACGAUAUCUGUCGUCGUAACUUAGACAUAGCGCGACCGUCGUAUGUUAACCUGAAUCGUCUGAUUGGUCAGAUCGUCAGCUCCAUUACAGCCUCUCUCAGAUUUGACGGUGCUCUCAAUGUGGACCUGACCGAGUUCCAGACGAACCUGGUACCUUACCCCCGUAUCCACUUUCCCCUUGCUACCUAUGCCCCAGUCAUAUCUGCGGAGAAGGCUUAUCAUGAGCAGUUGUCAGUAGCUGAAAUCACCAACGCCUGCUAUGAGCCGGCCAACCAGAUGGUCAAAUGUGACCCAAGGCAUGGGAAGUAUAUGGCCUGUUGUCUACUCUACAGAGGUGACGUCGUGCCAAAAGACGUCAACGCCGCCAUUGCUACCAUCAAAACCAAGAGAUCCAUCCAGUUCGUCGACUGGUGCCCCACGGGAUUCAAGGUUGGUAUCAACUACCAGCCCCCUACCGCGGUCCCCGGUGGUGACUUGGCCAAGGUCCAGAGAGCUGUCUGCAUGUUGAGCAACACAACAGCUAUUGCUGAGGCUUGGGCUCGCCUUGACCAUAAGUUUGACCUGAUGUACGCCAAACGCGCCUUCGUUCACUGGUACGUGGGAGAGGGUAUGGAGGAGGGUGAGUUCUCCGAGGCUCGGGAAGAUUUGGCUGCUCUGGAGAAGGACUACGAGGAGGUAGGACUGGAUUCGGCGGAGGCUGAGGAUGAAGAAGGUGACGAAUACUAGACAUCGACACCUGCAUUCAUGUCUGUACUUUUAACCAUUUAUGUGUACACCUAGGGUAUCUAUACACAACUUGGACAUUAUAAGACUACAGAAAUAAUGUACAUGGAUUAAGACAGUCUUUCUAUACUGAUUCCCUCUAGAAAGAUUUUGACUUUAUGACAGUUAUACAUAAUUCAGCGAAAUUCAUUGCCUCCAUAUUCAUAUUUUCUCUCUGUUUGUAUUACAUUCAUCAAAUCCUUUAAAAACCAAAUAAAUAAUAAUAUGUAAAAAAAAAUCAUUCUUGCUUUAGA
Molecule: messenger RNA, 1709 nt
Organism: Liolophura sinensis
Lineage: Eukaryota; Metazoa; Mollusca; Polyplacophora; Chitonida; Chitonidae
Product: tubulin alpha-1D chain-like
Exons: 3
Coding region: 67-1419 (450 amino acids)
Biological process (GO): microtubule-based process
Cellular component (GO): microtubule
Molecular function (GO): GTP binding; structural constituent of cytoskeleton
Source: RefSeq, a predicted model, not a curated record